GCCGCCAUUGUUCGGCUGGCGGCUAGUCGACAGGUCUCUGUGGCGUUAGCGGCCCUUGGGUUUAGGGUCGCCUGGGACGUCUGUCCUCAACCUGUCGGUCCAGGAUGGACACCGAGGAAGAAGCGGCAGCACUGACUAUGUCUAAGGGGCCGCCGGCGGAACGGCUUCAGGAGCCGGUGACCUUCCGGGACGUGGCUGUGGACUUCACCCAGGAGGAGUGGGGGCAUCUGGGCCCUGCCCAGAGGAUCCUAUACCGUGAUGUGAUGCUGGAGACCUUUGGGCACCUGUUGUCUGUGGGGCCUGAGCUUCCCAAACCUGAAGUCAUUUCCCAGCUGGAGCAAGGGGCUGAGCUGUGGGUGGCGGACAGAGGACUUGUCCAGGGCUCUUGUCCAGUGUGGGAGUCUGGACCUGAAGGCCAAGUGUCACCCAAGGAGGGCCUUCCUGAGGAGAUGCCAUCCGUUGUCAUGGAAAAGGAUGGCUUCCUGAGAGAUGCUCCCUGUCCCACCACACUCAAGGAAGAUUGGGAGUGUGAGGGCCAGGUACAGGUGCCGGAGAAGAACCAGGAUGAUUUGAGGCAAUUGGAAUUUAGCCUCGAGGAAGCAUCAGUUCACGAUAGAAGCUACCAAAGUCUCAGUCUUGGGGAAAACUAUGUCCUGAGUUCAAACCUACAUCCACUUCCAGAAAUUUCUAGGAAAGAGUAUUUCUGUACUGACUCACAGGUUACCAGCCCAGAACAUAACUCAAGCUUAGUUAGUCAGCAGUCAGGCUCUGCAGGAAUGGAGCCAUGUGACAGCAGUGACUAUAGCAAAGCGUCCAGUCAGGCUGUGUCAGUUACGGAAUUUACACAAAGCCAAGCACAGGAUAAACCCUACAAGUGUGUGGACUGCGGGAAGUCGUUUAACCAUAAUGCGCACCUCACAGUGCAUAAGAGGAUCCACACAGGAGAGAGACCUUAUAUGUGCAAAGAGUGUGGGAAAGCCUUUAGCCAGAACUCCUCCCUGGUUCAACACGAGCGAAUCCACACGGGAGACAAGCCCUAUAAAUGUGCCGAGUGUGGGAAGUCUUUCUGCCAUAGCACCCACCUCACUGUCCAUCGAAGAAUCCACACUGGAGAGAAACCCUAUGAGUGUCAGGACUGCGGGAGGGCCUUCAACCAGAAUUCAUCCCUGGGACGGCACAAGCGGACGCACACCGGUGAGAAGCCGUACACCUGCAGUGUGUGUGGGAAAUCCUUCUCGCGGACCACGUGCCUGUUCCUGCAUCUGAGGACUCAUACUGAGGAGAGGCCCUACGAGUGUAACCACUGUGGGAAGGGCUUCAGGCACAGCUCCUCCCUGGCACAGCAUCAACGAAAGCAUGCCGGGGAGAAACCCUACGAGUGCCGCCAAAGGCUCAUCUUCGGGCAGACGCCAGCCCUGACCAAGCAGGAGUGGGUGGGAGCCCUGGACUGUGACCCAGCUUUGAAUCCAGAGGAGAGGGCUCACCGGAGUGACAGGCCCUUUAAGUGUAGCCAUUGUGGGAAGUGUUUCAGUCAGAGCUCACACCUCAUCCGACACCAGGUCACUCACACCAGAGAGGAGCCCCGUGGACGGAGCAGACGGCGGCGCGAGCAGCCCCGUGGACGGAGCUCACACGUGGGUCGACAUCAGCAGACACACUCAGGCGAGAACCCUGGGGGUGGGACAAAGGCAGCACAGCCUGCAAGCAGGACACUUGCCUUGUUUGACAUCCAUGAGAUCAUUCAAGAGAAGAACCCGGUGCGUGUCAUCGGGGUGGAGGAGCCUCCUGUGGACUCUUCUGUGCUGUUUGACAUCAGAGAAUCCUCAUAAGAGGAUAAACUCUACAGAGGACUUUGGAACCCCAGGCACAAAAAUGUGGUAAGUCCACAUAGUGCACUUACAGAAAGGGGGCUGGGGGUACAAAUGCCAAGGUCACCUCUGAUUUCCUGAGGAAAUGGUGCUUCCCGAACACCUAACAUUGAUGGUCCCCAGAUCCGUCGAGCCCAAUGCCCCCUUUAACCACAGGUAUUUUGUAUUGUUCCUUCUAUUAUGCCGAAAGGAACUCAUGGGUUACAUGACCUACGCACAUGUGAAUGUCAAAAAAUAGAUAUAUGGCCCCAUUUUGUAUACGAUGAUUAAAAUGAAAAGAGUUCAUGACAGAGUAAUGUUUCUGGCUUGGUCUGGUAUCUCUCCAUGUGACUGGUGGGCCAUUACACCCAGAAACCUAAGGCAUUACCUGUUUGAUGUCUGGUGCAGGGGUGAUGGUGUUGGCCGUGGAUAUAUUGUCAGGGCCGUUCCUGUAUGGGAUGUGAUUUUCCAGAGUGGUGACUCUUAGGAAGUUUUGAACAACACAAAAUGCCGUUGUGCAUUUCUGGAAAGUUUGUAUAAAAUUCUAAGCAUGCAGGAAUUAAUUUGUGUUUAUAUGUGAAGUGGACUUAGGAUUCUGAAGGACCUUUAAAGGAUAUGGACAGGUUGUUUCACACAUACAUACCUGCUCUCCAGGGGCCAGUUUUGCUCUUCACAGUCAUUAGAGAUGCUUGGUCCCCACCCAGGUUAGCCACACUCAUGCCCAAAUUGGAACAAGCCUCCUUGAAAUUCUACAGCCUUCCUUGGGAGUGUCACAGCCCCUAUAGAUGACUAUUGCCUCUACGGUUCUGAAUAGCCAGUGUUGCUAUAAGCUGGAGGUUCUCGAUUGGUGGUUUUGGCCACCAUGAAACAUUUGGUGAUGUCUGGAGACAUUUUUGGUUGUCAUGACUUGCAGAAAGGAGGGGUACUGCUGGCAUCUAGUGGGUAGAGGCCAGAAAUAAUGAACAUACUACAAUGCCCAUGAUAGUCCCCUCCUCAAAGAAGCAUCUGGCCCUACACAUGCUGUGAUAGAGAAACCGUGCCCAGCGCUCCAGCCACUUUUGUCCAAAUUCUGUAUAUUGAUCCGAUCAGACCUAUAUUAACAAUCUUAUACUUCUGAUUUUAAGAAUGUUAUCAUUAGUUUAUACGCAAUGUGUUUUUCAGUAAUUUUUUCAGAUUUGUAGCAUUCAUAAUUGUCAUGAAGAAAGGAAGAGAAUCUGCUUGUUUUUCUGAGUCGUCUAAAUGUUAGCAUUUUAUUGUGGACAUGGUGAAACAUGGUUAAUAAAUUUCACUGGUACUCUAUCUGCGACAGGAUAAUUUUCACAUUAGUCCCAGAAAUCACGUUAUUUUACUAAUUUUAGUGACUUUAUCUUUCCGUAUAUAUGUAUCUAUAUUCAGAAAAAUGAGGACUUUCAAAUAUAUAUGAAACCAUGUCGGUCCGUGGGGGCAAAACCGUUUUCGUAAUCGUCUCGAUGCAUCGUUAGCCUCUUCACCACGCUGAUGUGCGUACUGAGGGCACAAAGCGGUGGUGGGUGAGACUGCAGAGGGCCUGCGUGCGAAUUAGGGCAGGGGCCCCAGCGGUGGUGUUCGUGCUCCUCCUGACCAGGCAUUUAAGAAAGAAAAAACAAUGUUCACUUCACCUACGAAUGUCUGUGAUGGAGCAGGAAAAGUUGUUAAUUUUAUUAAAUCUCCAUAAAACUAUAUUGCCAUUAUUACACUUGAACUGAAAUAACUGAUUCCUCAGGACACCAUGCUCAGAUGUUCUUUGUUCCCUCAUAAAUGUUUUGUUUUUUUGUUUGGUUCUAAUCACGAUCUAAAUAAGAUUCGCACAGUGCAUUUGAUUAAUAUUUUUCUUAGGUCUAUUUAUCUAUAGGUUUCCCUUCUUUUUUAGUCUUUUGUUUGUUGGUGAAGAAAAAACAACAGAAUAACCUACAUUUUGUCCCCAAGCUGACCCAGCCCACCAGACUCUCCUUGCUUUAGCCUGGUGGGCCAAAGUGGCAGCUCCCAAAGGAGCUGAGUAGGUGCUGAAUCCUCCGAGUAGACGCUGGGUGGGCUGAGGUCAUGACAGCCUCCCUGGGUUGGCUGGGAGCAAGCUUGUCGCUGCAGCAGAGAUCUUUUGCAAAUUGUCCAUGCCUCAUUUUAGGUCACAUUUUCUAGGCAUAAUAUUCCCACUUAUUUCCUUACAAAUAUUAAAUAACUGCUCAGGGGAAAUUACUAUAAAAUAGAGAAAAUACUUCAUUUUCUCAGUUUAUAAAAGUAAUGCAAAUUCUUUGUAACACAACUUGGAAGAUGCAUUAAAGUAAAAGAAUACACAAAAAUAUGAAGAUUAACUUAAAAUUUAAUUCCUCAUACUUCUACCAUCUAGAAAUGUUCAUUACCACUAAGUUUGUUAGCUUUCCUUUGUAAUUUUUUUCUUAAAGAUAUAUGUGCGUGUAUAUACAUAUUUUUUAUACUACGUCUUAUGCACAUAAACAUGUAGUUAUUUUGUAUUUAGAAAAUUGAAAUCCUUUCUAAUUCUCUUGUAGAUGUAGACACAUAUUGCUUACUGUAUUUUGAGCAUUCUCCUCUAACAAUGGAUUUCGUGUCAUUUUUAAAAUUAUCUUUUAGGAGAAUUGUAGCAAUGUGACUUCAGUGAACAUUUUACCAGCCUUGACUCUUAUCCAAAAGAGGGAAGAGGGUUUCCUACACAGUGUGAAUUGAUACAGCAUCUUUGGAGGGCUGUUCAUUUGCCAUCUAAAUUUCAAAUACUCAGCAAACCCAUUGCUGAGACUGAAUUCCACAGGCAUAUUUAUUUGUAUGUGUGCAGCUGUUUGUACAUGGUCUUCACUAUGGUAUUUAUUUCAAAAGUAAAAAUUUGGAAAUAACCUCAGUGUCCACCAUGGGGAACUUGCUAAGUGAUUUAUGGUGGAACACAGAACUAUACAGCCUUAAAUAUAGGGACUGUUUUUAUGUACUAAUGUGGGAAAGAGCUCCAAGAUAACAUUAGGUGAAAAGAUGUAAAACUUGUAUAUGGUGUGUUUCCAUCUUUGUAAAGAGGAAGUGUUUGCAUACACACACACACACACACACACACACACACACAUGCUUUGAAAGAUAAAAAGAAAGCAGGCCCACUAGUUGCUCUUGGGGAGGAGAAAUGAGGGGAAUGGGAUGAGGAAUAACUUCCAUUCUACGUCUUUUGAUAUUUUUUGAAUUUUGAAAUAAGAAUUACCCGUUCAAAAAAUAAAGAAUCUCAACUCUUUCAAAUUAAA
Molecule: messenger RNA, 5095 nt
Organism: Manis javanica (Malayan pangolin)
Lineage: Eukaryota; Metazoa; Chordata; Mammalia; Pholidota; Manidae
Gene: ZNF8
Product: zinc finger protein 8
Biological process (GO): regulation of transcription by RNA polymerase II
Cellular component (GO): nucleus; chromatin; PcG protein complex
Molecular function (GO): RNA polymerase II cis-regulatory region sequence-specific DNA binding; DNA-binding transcription factor activity, RNA polymerase II-specific
Source: RefSeq, a predicted model, not a curated record